Scophthalmus maximus (turbot) is the source of this 1881-nucleotide messenger RNA. It is a transcript of the gene rrad, whose product is annotated as Ras-related associated with diabetes. Lineage: Eukaryota; Metazoa; Chordata; Actinopteri; Pleuronectiformes; Scophthalmidae. The coding region runs from base 228 to 1187 and encodes 319 amino acids. The record is from RefSeq and is a predicted model, not a curated record. Gene Ontology annotation, molecular function: GTP binding; GTPase activity; calcium channel regulator activity. Gene Ontology annotation, biological process: negative regulation of high voltage-gated calcium channel activity. Gene Ontology annotation, cellular component: plasma membrane. The transcript is spliced from 5 exons.
ACCACUAUAAUAAGCGGAGACGUGAUGCUCCGGGGCGAAUCCCUGUCGACGUCACUCCCAGUCCUUUAUAAAUACGCCGAGCAGCUCCUCUCAUCAGACUAAAGCAAAACCGCUUUUUCGGCUACAACAAGUCUUCAAACAAAGGAUUAUUGGAUCGACAUCGUUGGAUUUUAAUCGCCAGCACCGGAUGCCAUUGAACUUGGGGAUCCGACAUUUACGCACGGCACAUGUGUCCACAGAUCACCAGAAGGAGCGCAAUGACUUUGAACAAGGGUGACAAGUUGCGGAACAUGGACAAGAGGAGAGGAAGCGUGCCGUUCCCCAUGAAUCUGCCCAACCUGCACCGGAGGAGCAUGCCCGUGGACGACCGGGACCUGCGCGCCACGAUGCCCCAGACCGGAAAGACCGACGAGCUGUCCAACCUCCUGCGCUGCACGUCCUACUCCCCGACCGAGCAGCACCGGGGCAGCUGCGCCUCGGACUCCUCCGACUCCGUGAUCUCCACCGGCAGCGAGACCGAGUCCCAGGUGUACAAGGUGGUUCUCCUCGGGGAGCACGGCGUCGGCAAGUCCAGCCUGGCGCGCGUCUUCGGGGGAGUCGAGGAUGCUGGUCACGACUGCGAUGAAGCAGGAAACACUUAUGACAGAUCCAUUGUGGUUGACGAUGAGGAUGCAUCCAUUGUGUUGUAUGACAUCUGGGAACAGGACAACAGCCAGUGGCUGAAGGAACAGUGCAUGAGGAUGGGAGAUGCCUACAUCAUUGUGUAUUCGGUGACAGACAAAUCAAGCUUUGAGAAGGCGUCAGAGCUGCGGAUCCAGCUGCGCCGGGCCAGGCAGUCGGAGAACAUUCCCAUAAUCCUCGUGGGCAACAAGAGUGACCUGGUGCGGUCCAGAGAGGUGUCUGUGGAUGAGGGAAGCGCGUGUGCCGUGGUGUUCGACUGCAAGUUCAUUGAGACGUCCGCGUCGCUUCACCACAACGUGCAGGACCUUUUCGAGGGCAUCGUCAGGCAGAUCCGCUUGAGGAAAGACAGCAAGGAGGAGAACGCACGGCGCAUGGCCAACUGCAGGCGUAGAGAGAGCAUCGGCAAGAAGGCCAAGCGGUUCCUGGGCCGCAUGGUCGCACGCAAGAACAAGAAGAUGGCUUUUAGGCAGAAGUCAAAGUCCUGCCAUGACCUAACAGUUCUCUGAGGAACAAAUGGGACAGAUGGACACUUUUUUUUCCUUUGGCCUCUGAAGACCAGACGCUGUGUGUGUUUUAACACUAACCCUAAAGGACUAAUAGAGCUGUACAGAAAUAUAUUUUUAUUUUUUAGACACCAAGCAAAGAGAGGACUUAAAUAAUACAACACGGCUGACAUUAUUCAAGUCAUAUCAUGAUAAUGGUGAUAACCUGCAUGAAGCUUUGCAAACGUUUAUUUUGUUUUCUAUUUUUGUCUGCCUUAAACAUAUUGCUGUCAUAAUAUGAUCAGUCUGUAUGAACCACACACAAAGGCUUGUUAUUUCUCAUGACUUUCAAAGUUUGCCUUGCCGUUGGGUUUACUGUUGUGCUCCUUUAUUGGAGGGGAGUGGUGUAUAUAUGUAUAUGAAUGAUGCUGAAUGUAACACAUCUCAUUAUCCUAAAAGACAUGGUAAAGGAUUACAGUACUAGGUCACCGGGAGUCGUAUUUAAUUGAAACGUGGUACGCAGGUUCGUGCCUCGGCCAAGUUACUGAGGAGAAGUCGAAGAUAAGAGAAUACUUCCGUUAUUCUGUGUUGUUCCAUAACAUUGGAUGUAUGAGUAAAGCAAUAAGUUAUAUAAGUCUUGUGAACUUUGACUUUAUUUGGAAUUUUUUUGUUUACGUUGAUUUCCUUUUUAAAUAAAAUGCCAAAUCAAAACAUUAAA